CCCUCAAACACUCAUUUAACUGCAAACCUGAGAGAGGACGGAGAAGACCUAUAGUACAUCUACUAAGUUAACUAUGUCUGUUUUUAGAGUUUCAAACGACAACCAAAUGGAUUAUAACAUCAAUGAGAUGGAUUCAAAACAUGGGAAAAUGAUACCUUGCCUAGAAGACCGUUUUGAUAGCGGCCUGGAUUCGCUAAAAGAGGACGAGUAUGGUAUCAUUGUAACAGAACUGGAGGGCUUGAAAGUGUCCACCUACGAAGUCACGCAAAACUCCUUGAGCAAUGAGCCUUGGAAAAAAAUUGUGACCGAGGAUGGAGAUACGUAUCUCCAUCUGGCCAUUAUUCAUGAAGCCACGGAACACGCUGAACAGAUGAUCAAACUGUCACAGAAUGAUGAUCAAUUCCUGGACGCUCAAAACAAUCAGAGACAGUCGGCCCUUCACCUGGCAGUGAUCACAGAACAGCCCCACCUGGUGGAGAGAUUAUUGAAGGCCGGGUGUGACCCACGGCUAGCAGAUGACAGUGGGAACACUGCCCUCCACAUUGCCUGUAAGAAGGGCUCACUCGCCUCCUUCAGUGUGAUCACCCAAAACUGCCGUCACCACCUGAGCUUCAUCCUGUCCUUCCCCAACUACAACGGACACAAUUGCCUACACCUGGCCUCCAUUAAUGGGUACCUCUCAAUGGUUGAGAGUCUUGUUCAGCUCGGCGCAGAUGUCAAUGCACAGGAACAGUGCAGUGGUCGCACGUCCCUCCACCUUGCAGUGGACCUCCAGAACCUGUCCCUGGUGCACCAGCUCCUUUCCCUGGGCGCAGACGUGAACAGUCUGACAUACGGGGGCUACACGCCGUACCACCUGACCUACGGGCGCCAGAACGCUGAGAUCCGUCUCCAGCUGUAUGAGAAGACUGCCCAGGAGCUCAGGGAGCUGCCCGAGAGCGAAUCAGAGGAGAGCGAGGAGGAGUAUCUGUCUGACGACGAACAGAUUUAUGAUGACAUUAUGUUCGGACAGAAUUAAAGGGGUCACAUCACGUGGUGUUGUGAAGCCUGUAAAGCUGCUACUGGUACCGUCCAGUCAAAGCACAGUAGGAACUCCCGAGAACCAGGAGCCUUCGGGAGACUCGCCUAGCGCUGGCCAAGAGACCAGGGAACAG
This is a messenger RNA of Esox lucius (northern pike), 1154 nucleotides long. It is a transcript of the gene nfkbiaa, whose product is annotated as nuclear factor of kappa light polypeptide gene enhancer in B-cells inhibitor, alpha a. The record is from RefSeq and is a predicted model, not a curated record. NCBI's taxonomy places the organism in Eukaryota, Metazoa, Chordata, Actinopteri, Esociformes, Esocidae. Gene Ontology annotation, molecular function: protein binding. The transcript is spliced from 5 exons. The coding region runs from base 74 to 1018 and encodes 314 amino acids.